Messenger RNA from Macrobrachium nipponense, 8525 nucleotides. RefSeq lists its product as uncharacterized. Gene Ontology annotation, molecular function: protein binding. Bases 198 to 6299 code for a protein of 2033 amino acids. The record is from RefSeq and is a predicted model, not a curated record. The transcript is spliced from 16 exons. Lineage: Eukaryota; Metazoa; Arthropoda; Malacostraca; Decapoda; Palaemonidae.
ACAGGCCUGAUAUAUGAUAGUUUAAUGGCGCGCAUCCAGGGGGCGCGAAUGGUGCAGACCAAUGGCGUCUGCUGAAACUUGUGAACUGUCAUUACGACAGUGACAUAAACAGCUGCUGCGCCCUUUAGCAAACCAGUCAUCGACUCUCUCCUGCCGAGUGAUGUUACUGCCACUUAGGAGUAUGGCCCAGGCUGUCAAUGGACCGACUAUCCGUAAGACAGCGCUCAAGAAGUCACCCAGUGCCCUGCUCAACUGCUAUACAGCUGAGGUAUGAACGGGAUAGAUUGGAACUACAAAAAAGGGUUACAGAGCAGCUGGUGUCAGAUGUUUUUGGUUUGUAUGAGAAGUCACUUUUUGUGGACUUGAAGCUUGAGGCUUCAAGAGGCAGUAUCUAUUGCCAUCAACUUUUUUUUGCGGCUCGAGUUCCUGGUGUGUGGCGUCUUCUUCGAGAGAUAUCCAAGUUUCAGCGCCCUGCUGGUGGCCCUCACAAUAACCUGCUUUCCAUCCAGCUGCCCAAUUUAGAGUGCCAAGAACUUCAAAAAUUUAUUAGGACACUCUACGAUGAUAAACUAAAUCGGGCAGCUGGUCUGGAUCUGAAAAGGAAACUUGAAGACACACUUGCUACACUCCAGCAAAGAGCACUCAUCAGUCAUAAGAAAUUGCAUAUUGAGAGGCUUAGUACUGAAGAGGAGCAGCACAUUCAACAGAUAAUUCUUGAACAACUCCGAUUAGGGCAGCUCAGUGAACGAAGAGGUAAUAUACAAGAUUUAGAGAGGUUCAUUAACCCAAGGGAUCCACGCUGCACUUGCUACAAGAAUGUCUCUGACACUGACUCAAGUACUUGUAAUACUGUUAAACUAAAACCUAAAUCAAGGGGACCAAGUCCAGUUACAGCUGUAUCUGUGAGGCCAAAAUCUAGUCAAAGGAUCCAUGUUCAGAUUCGUAAAACAUUGGGUAACACCAUGAACAUUGCAGACCCUAGUGUUGUAGAUAUUGGAAAUUGUGAAGCACGAGGUAGGCAACCUGUAGUGGAGAAAAAGGAAGUUUCUGGUGAUACUUGUGAUAAUAAUUUAGAUAAUGUAUACGCGAGUUCAGGUAAUUUGAGCCAGAAAGGCAAGAAAGCCUUGAAACCACUGUCACCAAACAAGAGGUCAUCUGGUGAUGACCUGUCUCCUGCUGGACAGUUAUCAAACCAAGAAUCUCCUGUGUUUAAUGUGUCAAUGAUUAAGGAAUUACAGACAUCACCUAUGCAGGUGAGUGGAGAAACAUUUCAGGAUAAGUUGAGAGAAAGACAGGAUUGUUCCCCACCCAAAGCUAGUAAGGCAAAAAACUCCAUACCAACACCAGUGGAAUCCCUAAUAAAGGAAGCAGAACAGAAAUGUGGGCUAGUUUCUGUAAAUGGAGAAUCUAGUCCAUUUAUCCUGGAGCGUGUUAAAGUAAAGAAACCUAAGUACAGUGCCAUGUCGAAUUCAAAAGAAAAACCUUCUCUUCAUCAGGCCACUAAUGCUACUAAAUAUAAUUCUCUACCUGCUCAAUCAGCAUCUACCUCAAAAACAUCCCAGCAACAAAAAAGUCAAUCUUUUGGUGCAGAAUCUCAGGACAGCGGGGAUUUUGAUACAACCAGUGUUAGUGUCAGUAACAGUGGUAGUGAUCAGAGGCUAAGUCAUCUCCAUGAGACAUCCAGCCUAGAGGUGGAAUUACCCAGCAGCCAUGAUGAUAACUCUAGUAGUCAUGAUUCUGAUGAAGGCCCUGUUGUUCUUCCACUACAGGUUAAUGUUAUAAGAAGUACUAGUGAAGUCAGUAAGGGGUCACCUGAUGGAAAUCAAAUUGAUGUGGAUGUUGAUGGUUUUGUGGAUGAUGAAUCGGGUUGUCCCAAAAGACCACUGGUAAGAGCAAGAACUUUUGAAGUAUUUCACCCUCUUGUAGAUGGUGUACCAAGUGAGUCUCCAACAUCCUCAUUCAAAGCAGAUAAGGUGAAAGCGGAAAAAGAGCAGACGCCAGAGUCUGAUGUAUCAAGUAGGUCCGUUAGUACUCAUCAUGUUACAUUUAUUUCAUCAAAAAAAAGUGAAAGCAAUCCUAGAGAACCAAGGAGUGUAGAUAAUGGUAAGGAAAGAAAAAUAUCUGAUGAAUCUGUAAGCUUGUAUCAGGAUAAUAUGGAAGAUCCAGAAAAAUUGAGGGAAAUUGAAAGAAAGAAAGGUUCACUACUAUUUGAACAUAAUUUCCAAACAUAUUCAAACAUUCCAACUACAAAUAUGAUGACAGCAAGUUUGAUGACUGCUAGUAUAAGCUCAGAGAGCAGUGUGGGUGUAGGAUCAUUGUAUAGCAGCAUGAUGGAUAGUGCAAUGUUGGGUAGCAUUCACUCCCUUGGUGGGUUAGAUGUGCCAGUUGUAGACCCCAUACCUCGACCAGCAUCUGUAGGUCUGCCAGUAAUACACACCUUGGAAGAACCUAGUUGUGCAACUCAUGUUAUUGUUAAUCAUCCUGUCCUGAAAGGGCAAAAGAGUACUGAACAAAUGGCAUUAGAACUCCAAAGAGAAAUUGCAAGGAGAGGACAAGGAACUAGGUCUCCAUCACCAGAUUCUCUUUGUGUUGACUUAGUAGCUAAAAGAGAACUGGACACUUCUCAGAGAGGAAAAGCUACACCAGAACAGUCUUUUGAAGUCAUGGAAAAUAGUUCUUCCAGCAUCAAUAAGGAAGAAAUGGAUGAUGAAGAGAAGGAAAAAGAUGAUAGGGAAAAUGAAAGUAAGAGCAGUGAGUCAAGUAAUAGUGAAGCAAAAGGCGAUUCUAAGGCUGGUGCAAGGGGUGAAUCCAUAUAUACCUCUCUGACAAAUAUUACUGGAAGCCCAAGAUUAGCAAGGGCAGUUUCAGAAAACAUUCCAAUUGUCUCUGGUGGCUCUACUCUUAAGCGAGAGAAAGAAAGUGGUGAUACGGCAUCCAUUUCUAAAUGUGAUAGACAGGUUAGUGUUGGUUCAGUCAAAGAUGUUGAUUCUAUUCCUCUGGUGUUUGGAUACAUUGGUCCUCAGGAUGAAGAUGGUAUAAAAGAAGCCAACGAAGUGAAGGAACCUGGCACUGGAGAAGAUGAGGAUAAACAACAGUCAAUUUUUUCAAUGUUCAUUGACUUUAAUGAAAUACCAACUCCUCCUACAGAGGAAGCGCAAGAGGAUAAAAAAUCAAGCUCAAAGGCCAAAGCCCAGUCAUCAGGUGUGUACAUGUAUAUAGAAGCUGAUACUCCAUCACCAAAAACUAGAAGAAAACGAAAGUCAGAGAGUGAUGGUGCUGUGUCAACACAGUUGGCUGAAUCUCAACCUGAAGAUGGGCAUUCAUCUCUUCCGCCUGUCCUCCCAGACACAAGUAAAUCUCAAAAAGUUAAUAUUGUCAAAUCAAGCACUAAAGGAGAAAAUAAUGGAGGCUCUGAUGAUGGUGGGAGCAAAGAAAAGAAAGGCUUUUUCAUGUUUAUUGAGGCUGAAACUUCAUCAAAAACUGGUUCUCCCAAACCAAAAAGAAGACAGGCACCUCCUCCAAAAAAGAAACCGGAAGUGUGUAAUGUUAUGACACGAUCUGCUCCUAGUGAUUCCCUUAUUUUUUCAAGCCCAGAAAGUUCAAGUAAGCUAAUGACUAAAUCAGUUAUAGAUCGGGAUGAAUUUAUUGCUCAACCACCUACAAGGAAAAAUGUAAGUUUAAAUGACAAGAUAAAUGAAUCAUCCAAUUCAAAAGACAGUUCAUUUGUUUCAGGAAUUCCCCGCCCUAUCCAUUCACUGAAAAGUAAAUCUCCGAAUUUGAAAACAAAUAAGGUGAAAGGUCAGCAUAAACAGGAAACCAGUUCACAACGAGAAAGUUCUGUGUCUAGAACAAAGGAUGACCAGCCUUCAGAAACCAAUGAUAUGGCAACUAGCAAAGAUAUUUCCAUAUCAGAGUUGGGACCAUCUCAAAGCAUAUCAUUGAGUGAAGUGAUGUCAACUAGUCUCCCCAAGGAAGCUGAGAUUUCUGAGGUGUCUGAUGUCAGUAGUCUCCUUAGCAGCAUUGAAAGAUCUAAUGAAACCUCUGAUCAAGCAGGCACCGAGUCUUGUUCACAGCUAGGAGAAGAUUUACUUCGUAUGUUCCUGAAUGAAAUUAACACAGAUGUAACAAUUCAAAUUGGUGAAAAGCGCAUUAGAGCACACAAGUGUAUUUUGGCGUCCCGCUGUGUAUACUUCGCGGCUAUGUUGUCUGGUCACUGGGUUGAAAGUGCUGGAAAUGUCAUAAAACUACAAGGGUUUUCAGCUGAUAGUGUGAUGGUAGCAUUGAAGCAUAUAUAUAGUGGAUGCAGUACGGUACCUGAUGGAGUGAGAGUUGGAGAAUUAGCAGCACUCGCAGACAUGUUGGCCUUAGAUGGUUUAAAAGAUGUUAUUUCACUUCACCUUAAGGCCAAAAUGUGCCAUUAUUUUCAUAAGCCUUGUUCUGGCUGUUUGGAAGGCGUAUUAGAUGUCUUACCUAUUAGUGGAGCUUACUGUCUGGAUGAAUUGUACCACCGUUGCUUACGCUGGGUUGCUAAACAUUUUGUAGUAGUAUUGCCUACCAGGAACUAUGCUGCCCUUCCUCCUGAGGUGCAGGAUCGAUGCCUUAAGCAACUUAUAGAUGACAUGAGUGUGAGUAAUGUCAUAGAAACUGCCUUGGGGUGUGAAAGAGUACUUUCCUCCUUGCCAAUGGUGCGUUGGGCCCAACCAGUCUUUGAAUCUGCAGCACAGCUUUUAGAAUCUGCUACAAGCUUCAUAGCAGCCAAUCUUAGUGGCGUUUUAGCCUCAGACAGGUUUAUUGCCUUAGGGAAAGAUAGUGGCUGGAGCAUAGACAGUUUAGAGGAUACAAUGCAUGUUGCCUGUGAACUUGUGCGCCCAGAUCAAGCCGUCUUGUCUCAUGUACAGUUAACAAAACUUCUUGAACAAAGUCAUGAUGAUGGUGUGCCUGAAUUCUCUGAGACCUUUGUCAGUUUCCUUGAAAACUUACUUAAUCAAGUGGAGAAGUUUAUGGUUCAUAAUGCUAAUAGGGUUGCUGUAUGCCGCAAAUGGCCUUUAUUACCGACGAGUACACAACGGAGAAUAAAAGAUGCUGCCAUGGUGGUGGUUGAAUUUUCUCGCCCAGUCGGAUCCAGGCCUAGGCUCUCUUCUGCCAACAGGAGAGCCCGUGGAAGCAGCAGUGACAGUUCUGGUACUCCUGGGCGUGGUGAUCAAAGACUAAUGAGAAGUGCUAGUGCAACAGCUGUUCCCUCAUCACAGAGGACAACUCCGAGACGACCACCUCUCUCUGGGCAGAAUCCAACAAGAUGUCAGACUCCCCCUGCUAAUCUUUCUCGUCUUCGCACUCAAACUCCUCCCCCUACAAGAGCAUCUACUUUACGAGCACAAGCUAGACAAGCAGCAAUCCAAAGAUCACAGUCAGCUCGCACUGUAGCAGAGCGCCCAUGUCGACCUAAACAAGCUAAUAAUGACACUUCAACAGACGAAGAUACCCAGUCUAGUAACAAGAGAACAGCACCAGUUGGAACGUUCACCCGUGGUGCAACCUUUACGCGGUCACUCUCUCGUCCCAGUCCUGGUUGCCCACGCCCCCAAACCCCCAACAGUGCUCAAGGUCCAUCAACUUCUCGCCCACGCACACCAGCCUCAUCAGAACCUUCACAGUCAGCCAAAAGGGCAGCUCCACUUCAGCGCACACCAAGCCAUACCACCACAGGAAGCUCAGCCUCAGAAGAUGAAAUCUCAAACAGAAAAUGCAAUUCAGCUCCAAGAGGUCAAACAAUAUCCUCUCUAAAUGAGGGUUCAGGAGAUGGUUCUAAGUUUGCUCGAACGCAGUCGGCAGAUUUACGGUCAAGGACCCCAACGAGGCGUUCAGAAGUGCGAGGCACUAUUACAAGCAAUCUGAGGUCGAGCCGCAGUCAACGCGAAGUCCAGUCUUCAGCCCCUAAUCUUACCGAGACUAGUUCCCCUACAUCACAUGUACCUAAAACUGAAAAAAUAGAGCCACGUAAGCAAGUUGAUGCUAGAAAUGGCAAUAUAAUUGCCCGUUCAAGAAGUGCAGUAAUGGGUCGAGCAGCAAGAUCACCAAUGAGGGAAUCUGGUCGUAAUCAUGGAAUGAUGAGUGGUAGAGGAACUAGUCCAUCCUCUUCACGUACCUUGACUUCCAGUGCCACAGACCUUCGAAGUAGAUCAUGUAGUGUUGCAAAUAAAAAAAUAGAUAGUACUGCUACCCCUCCAAUGGUCAGCAGUCGUUCAAAUACAUUUUCAAAGGAUGGUUCGACAUCUAAUAGAAAAUCCAUUGUUCCCUAAUUAGUUGUAGUGCACUAUAUAUAAUGCCAGUCUAAGUAAGCUGUUUGGUAUAUUCUUAAGAAGUAAGUUGAUAAAAACGAAUAUUGGGAAACGAGAUAUUCCAGUACAAUCGUGUAUAAAUACAUAAACAUCUAGCUGAAAUGCUUUUCUCACUACAGUAUAUUCUAAUAUUUCUGUGCCAUAGCUGUAUUCUGUAUCAUAUUAGUAUGAGUAGUUUCAUCUCUUAGCCCCUCGGAAUAUGUUAAUCACUCAUGUUCCACUUAGUCUUAACUGCUGUUGCCAGUAGUUAUCCCAUGUUUUUUUCUAGUCAGCCUGGUACGGGAUCUUCCUGUAAGAAUUGUGUGUCCUGUGUGAAUUGGGAUUUCAGAGCCAUAUUCAGCAGACAUGACAAUUGUUUUUCAUUUUUAUGCAUGGCUCUUCAUUAACAGACGUAAUACUUUGCUUUGUAUGUAUUGUAUUUAGAAAAUUUGUUUACUGCACUAUAUGAAGAAACAGUUGGUCACAGGGACUGUUGAAUAUUGAAUUUAUACAAAUAUACAGAUUUUCAUAUAUUUCAAAGGGCCAUAUAUAGUUUAACUCUUUUGUAAGUACAGACUGUAUAAUGAAUCUAGGUGCUUUGUAAUUUCAUAUACUACUGUGUACCAAAGAUGAGAUUACAAUCUUUGUUCUGCUGAGGUUGCUUUUCAGAUGUCUGUGAUAUUUCCAUAUUAAGAAUAUUUUUUUGAAUUACAGAUAGGAUAGCACAAGCACAAAAAUAUUAUAUAUUUAGUUACUUUUCCAUGCUUGUACAUAUGAUCUUGCCAUUGUCGGGGGUGAAGCUCAAGCUUACCUCUUUUAGAACCUUGGCUAUAUGCUGUUUUGGGGAUCCUCAUUUGGAGAUAAUUUUUAAGGAACUUCAUCUGGAAACCCUAUCCCCAAGGAAAUUCAUCAUGAUGUGUUUUUAGCUUUGCUUGCCAAGGCCAGGAAAUGCAGGCUUGCCAAAAUUCACUUCAUGUACUUUGCACCUUUACCUAUGAAUAUUGUUGGAAUAUCAUACUAUAUCUGCUUCUACACCUUCAUUAAGUUCAGCUUUUUAACAUAUUGAAGGUCUAUUUCCUGUAAAGCCAUUUUUUAUAGCUGUCCCAAUGGGCAGUAAGCUUCUUUCAAGUAGUUUAAUGUGCGUUGGGCUGCUGUAUUUUUCUAGAAAUUAGUUUGCAUAAUGGAUUGGCUUUGUUAUUUUGAAGCUAAUUCCUUGAAAAUGCUUUCACUCCUUCCUUUCACAGGCUGUAACUUUUCAGUUUUGUUCCCAAAUUAUUUUGUCGUUUAAAAUAAUUUUUUCAUAUGCCUUUCGUGUGUAAGAGAUGCAUCAUAAAAAAUGUAUCUUACACAUUUUGUUUCUCGAGUGAAUAUUGGGCAGCUUAGGUAGAUAAAACUAGUAAUGAAUUGAAAUCCAGCAAGCUAGUUACUUCACCAAACUCAGAUUUUGUUUAAUUUUGUGUGAGAAGUGAAUAUUUUCAAAUAGUAAAUAUUUACAUACAGUAAGUCAACAGAUUUUAAUCAGGUCACAAUUAUCAGGAACGAAAGCCAAGUGUACUUUAAUGUGGAACGUGAAGUAGCCAGCAGAUGUUAACUGAUAUGUUUGCAAGCAGGUAAAUUAUUUAAUUUUUCACUUAUAAUUUCAUGUCCUUUCUGGGAAUCUUCACAGAAACUGACAAAUAUAUAUCUUUUCAUGAUUACAGAUAUAUAAAAAUGUGAUUGAUAUGAUUACUGUACAGUAUGCAAAGCAAGAAAAACAGUAUUAAUGAGAAUUUUUAUAAAGGAUAAAUUUUUGUGUAAAAUUAGGUUUUAUGAUUCAGGCAGAGCAUACAUUACACUGUGCAGCCACAUUAAUAUGUUGUUUUUGAUUAGUGAGACCUAGAAGAGACACCAUGUACCUAAAGUUUCAAACUACUUUUUUGAGAUACAGUAUUAUGUUUACCAAGAUAGCUUAACAUGACAAUAGUUAAUACACAUAAGUAUGAUAAUGCUGAAUGGCUCAUUCAAACCUUGCAUACCUUGUGACAUUUUUACAUUGUAUGUAUGCAUGCAUGCAUCGGUUAUUACAGUAUUUACAUUUAAAUGUGAAUGGUAAAUUAUUAGGAUGAAAUUUGUAUUUUUAAUUUUUUCUUUUAUUUUUGUUUAACAUCCUGAUAAAUACAUAUGACAACAUUUAUGUUCUGUUGAACUAAAUUAUAGAAUUGAAAUAAU